UUUCUCUGUAUUUCUCUUUCAUCAAUCAAUAAAUUUUUUUUUUUAAAUUACGUGUGUGGCAUAAAGUGAGAGAAGAUUUUUGAUGAUAUCUUUGGGCCUUUUUUGAUCUUCUACUAGACAUUAAAAACAGAUAGUUGAAUGAAUUCGUAUUCAGAUCUCUUUAGUGUAGUAGUCUGAGUGUUGUAUAAUUUAGAGCACUAUUUCUGUAUCUAGGAAGCUGAAUAUGGUGGGCAUGAUCAGAUAGAUUUGUAUGAUGAUGUCAUCUCUCCAUCCGCAAAUAAUGGAGAUGCCCCAGAAGACCGGGAUUACAUGGAUACUCUCCCACCAACCGUUGGUGAUGAUGUGGGUAAAGGAGCAGCACCAAAUGUUGUCUAUACAUAUACUGGAAAGAGAAUUGCGUUAUACAUUGGAAAUCUAACGUGGUGGACAACAGAUGAAGACUUAACUGAAGCAGUUCAUUCUUUGGGAGUAAAUGAUAUUUUGGAGAUAAAAUUUUUUGAAAAUCGGGCAAAUGGCCAAUCAAAGGGGUUUGCUCUUGUUGGUGUUGGAUCUGAAGCAUCCUCAAAAAAGUUAAUGGAUCUGUUGCCUAAAAGAGAACUUCAUGGUCAGAAUCCUGUUGUAACUCCAUGCAAUAAACAGUUCCUGAGUCAAUUUGAAAUGCAGUCCAGGAAAACUACACAAUCAGGACAAAUGUCUGGGGAAGGUAAAGCUGGUCCUCCAGGAGGCAGUUCACGUGCAGCAUUUCCACAAGGUGGUAGAGGACGGGGCCGUUUUCCAGGGGCUGUUCCUGGUGGGGACAGAUUUCCUGGGCCAGCAGGACCAGGAGGGCCACCCCCACCGUUUCCAGGAAAUUUGAUCAAGCAUCUUGUUAAAGGAACUCGGCCUUUGUUCCUGGAAACUAGGAUUCCAUGGCAUAUGGGGCACAGCAUAGAGGAAAUACCCAUUUUUGGCCUAAAAGCUGGACAGACUCCACCACGUCCACCCUUAGGUCCUCCAGGCCCACCUGGUCCACCAGGUCCUCCACCUCCUGGUCAGGUUCUGCCUCCUCCUUUAGCUGGGCCUCCUAAUCGAGGAGAUCGCCCUCCACCGCCAGUUCUUUUUCCUGGACAACCUUUUGGGCAGCCUCCUUUGGGUCCGCUGCCUCCUGGUCCUCCACCUCCAGUUCCUGGCUACGGCCCCCCUCCUGGUCCACCACCUCCACAACAGGGACCACCUCCACCUCCAGGCCCCUUUCCACCUCGCCCACCUGGUCCUCUUGGGCCACCCCUUACACUUGCUCCUCCUCCGCAUCUUCCUGGACCACCUCCAGGUGCUCCACCGCCAGCUCCACAUGUGAACCCGGCUUUCUUUCCUCCACCAACUAACAGCGGCAUGCCUACAUCAGAUAGUCGGGGUCCACCACCAACAGAUCCAUAUGGCCGACCUCCGCCAUAUGAUAGGGGUGACUAUGGGCCUCCUGGAAGGGAAAUGGAUACAGCAAGAACGCCAUUGAGUGAAGCUGAGUUUGAAGAAAUCAUGAAUAGAAAUAGGGCAAUCUCAAGCAGUGCUAUUUCAAGAGCUGUGUCUGAUGCUAGUGCUGGUGAUUAUGGGAGUGCUAUUGAGACAUUGGUAACUGCAAUUUCUUUAAUUAAACAAUCCAAAGUAUCUGCUGAUGAUCGUUGCAAAGUUCUUAUCAGCUCUUUGCAAGAUUGCCUUCAUGGAAUUGAAUCCAAGUCUUAUGGUUCUGGAUCAAGAAGACGUGAACGAUCAAGAGAGAGGGACCAUAGUAGAUCGCGAGAAAAGAGUCGGCGCCAUAAAUCCCGAAGUAGAGAUCGUCAUGAUGAUUAUUAUAGAGAGAGAAGCAGAGAACGAGAGAGACACCGGGACCGAGAUCGGGACCGAGACCGAGAGCGUGACCGAGAGCGCGAGUAUCGUCAUCGUUAGAAGGUGGGUAUUCCUUGUUCUUGUUGUAUUUAGUGUAUGCAUUAUUAAUGGUAAUUAUAACUCCGAGGCUAUUGUUUAUACAGUAUAUACCUACAUUUUAAAUGGUCCAACUACUUGUUCUGAAUUUAAUCUUCUGGAACCAUCUGAGACAAAUGACGGGUAAGUAAUGACAGGUAAAAAAAAAUUUGACCUCUAAGUAUUGUGUUGCUGUUACAACUUUUAGCUUUCAGAUUGUUAAGGGUCUUAAGAAAGCAAGAAAAUAAUCAAGAGGACUCAUUGUCUACUUCUAAAAUCUAUAAAUUGGAAUUCUCUUAUUCACAUAAUUUACAUGUGAUUUAAAAUAUAUAAUACAAGGAGUUAUUCCAUAUAUAUACAUACAUAUAAAAUGUGCUUGGACUUUAAAAAAUAAAUUUAAAGUUUCUCUCCUGGAACUAACUCUGUCCCUAAAACUUUUAAAAGUACAGGAUGGUUUCUCAACAUUGAAAGAGCUUUUCUACUUUUAAAAAAACAACUUGUAGUAAAGACACUUUUACUAGCAUCUGGUUUUUGUUUUUAAAAGAGAAAAAAAACGACAGCAUCCUUUAAUUCGCAAAGAAGAAAUGAAACUUACUCCAUAAAAUGGGUUCAGGGUAGUCCAUAUCUAAGAAUUUUUAAUUGUAUCAAAUUAUACAUCCCAGGUUAGAAUAACCUUGAAAUAAUUUUCUUUGAUGUUUCAUUCAUAACCAUAAUCAUUGUCUUUUUUUCUGUAUUUUAAAACUUUCUUGUGUACAUUUUUCAUAAAGUGGGAAGAGUUGUCUGUUUCUACUUCAUUUUCACGUGUAAUUUUAUUUUUAUAACUGUGAACAGCAUUUAUUCAUGUGAAAAGUGGGAGGGAGGAGGGCACUAUAAAGGCUGGUGCAUGUGACACAAAGGCUAUUCUGUAAACAAAUAUUUUUCCGUUAUAUGUUGGUGGCAUAUUCAGAUUAGACUAAAACAAACCCCUUGAGGUAACUACUCUUUACACAGUUAUUUCCCAUAGUCAUGGGAAACAUUGAAAAUUAAGUGAUGGUAAUUGUUAGUAUUUAAAUUGUUAUGGACAAAAUCGAAGAUUUUACCAAGUGUAUAAUUUAUGAUAGAAUAGCAGUUUCUUUAACUAUAAUAGACACAUUUUAACAAUUGAUAAUUUUUGGGGUAAUUUAGCAAAUAAGCAUGUAGGCCUUAUUUUUAUGGUACCCAAUACGCUAUUACAUUAUUUGCAGUUUUAAGGGCACUUUGAAGUGAAAAGGCCAGUUUUAAUACUCUUCCUUGCAUUUCAAAUAUGCAUUUUGAAUAUUUAUCAAAGUUUUAAUUUUAAAAUAGUCCUCUAUGUAUUGUAUUAUAGAACUUAAAUACUUCUCAAAACAUUUCUUUAAUAUGAUGCAAAAUAUCUUUCACUUUUAAAAUUAAUCUUAUUGAAAUCAAUACUGUUUUUCUGGAUAUGAGUAAAGAAUUGAAUGUUAUAUCAUGUAAACUUAAACAUUAAAUUUUAAAGAGACAGGUUUUUGUCCCCCUGGGUUGAAUAGAUGUGAUUUCAUCUUAUGAAAAACUUAUCAGUGUCCAUCAGUUGCUUUAGAUGAAUUGUGGCCAACUUAUUACUUGAAUGCUUAUCAGCCAUUUCAUUUAUAUAAUGGGGUACAGGACCUACAAGUCAUAUUUUUAUUUAGACUCUGUUAUCAACAAGAUUCUAUUUAUUGAAGGCAUGGUAAUAAAACUUGCAUAUAUUUUCAGUCAUCUCUUAAGAUUGGAUGUCUCCAUCAGGGGCUUCUGAGCCAGUUUGUACCCAAAAUUAAUUAAUGAGGUUUCUUACUGGUUCUAUUUAAAUUAACAUAGUCAGCCAAGUAACUCCUUAAAGUUCAUUGUUGAUUUUAAGUACUUUGAAUUAACUAACAUUACAUUUCAGUAAUGGGUACACCUAACUAUAUCAUGGCUUGAGUUUCUUUAGAUUCAGACAUUAACUAUGAAUUCCUAACUUGCAAACUAUUGUUGACAUUUUUCUUAAUCACUGAUGUGUACCAUACCAAAAUUUUCAUGUUUUGUUUGUACAUUAAUCAGAAUUGAGUUGUAAUAUUGUUAUGUGCCUUCAUCCAAGCAAAAAUUUUACAUAAGCAUUUCCAGUGCAAACACUUAUGUUAUUCUGGAAUAUUAUAUCUUUGCUAUAGCAAACUUAUUUAUUGAGGAUGAAUAAAGGGAUGGGGAAUGGGAUUAAAUAUAAUCAAGUGAAAAACUUUUAAAAAUAAACAGCUAUCUGCACAUUUAAUCACCUGAAUAAUAAGGUCUGUUGACCUUUUUAGAAGUUUUAAAAUAUGAGUCCUUUUGAGCUUUCAGGUAAAUCUUAAAUUGACCAAAUGGAGUAAGAGUAACUUGGAAGCUAAAGUGAAUGUCACUAAGUCUGUAUACAAAUAAAACAAUGUAAUCUAUUAAAGUGAAUGAUGAAUGGCUAAAAGAGCAAGUUCUUAAUUUAACUGGAAACAUAAUGAUGUUGGCAAGCUGUAAAUGUCUGUCCCAUCUUAAUUUUUUUUGUGUUUGAACUGUUGGUAAUGUUAAUUGCAUUCUCUCAUUUUAAAAAUGUAUUAGUUUUUAUUAAAACAUAUAAUAUCUAGGUUCAAAUAGAUAGUAUUUCAAUGGGAUAUCAGUAUUGUAAAUUUUUGGUAUGUAAAUACAUUGUGCUUUAUAUUCUGUAAUUUCUGCCUCUAUUCUCAGACCACUCUGAGCAAAACAAAAGUAUUUCAGUGUUUUAAGAUUGUACACUUAACAGAAAUAAUUUUGCUUUCAUAGUUGAGUUAUUUUCAUAUAGGUUGCAUUCCACUUAUUACUUGUUUGGAACAACCCUACUCAGUAAAUUCUGUUAAGUCACUUUCUCUUUGUGUACUGAAGAGUUGAAACCAAAUUAUUUUUUUUUAAAUACUCUUUAUUCAUCUCUCCCUUUCCCUGAUAAAUGAGGUUUUUUAUAUUCUCAAAUCAUUAUGCAUUUCUUUGAUAAAUUUAAGCAUCAUGUAUGGAAUAUGGAUUAAAUAACUAACUUUUUAUUGAAUGAUUACUUUUGCCAUAAAUAUUAUGAUCUUAGGUGUUACUGUACAAGAUUUAGGGUACUUUGCAUUUCUUACUCAGUUUAUAGUUUUUCAUUAAUUUGGGGAAAACAAAAGCCAAAACAAAAGGUUUUUUUAUGUUGUUUCAUCUUAAGAGUUAGUGUUACUUUGAGGCUUAUGUGAAAAUUAAAUUCUCUUUAAUUAUCUGAUGAAUGAUACUAGUGGUAAUUAGAUUUAAAAAUUAUUCUGCAACUCUUAGGUAAUCUGAGAUCUGCUUUGUAUUGUCCAGCUUUGUGUUUUCCCUUAUAUCCUAACUGCCUGCUUCUUCUGGCUCUCACUCUUAAUUUUCCUUGCUUUUAGUAUUAUUUGCAAAACUUGUCUGACUAGAUUACAUAGCUAUCUUAAUUGAAGUGCAGAAGGGUAGGAAGUGAUCCCUUGAAUGAAUGUAUAUAGUGUGUUUUUGCUCACUGUGGUUUAAGAAUAUGGUUGUUUACAAACAAUGUUCCCUCUUUUAAAAAAUUCCAUGCCAAUGUGAGUCACUUUGCUCUUUCACCAUCAUCUUAGUGUGAAGUUUAUUAUUAUUGUUCUAGUUUGUAAAUUAAAUUGUUCUGAAUGAAUAAUGUUUUGAAUGAAUAUUUAGUUAGCAUUGUUUAACAAAAGCCUAAUAACCAACAAGGCCUAGGUUUGCCUUAUAUGCUAUCCAAAUUUACUAAUGUUUUCUGUGGUAGCAUGUUUUAACUCUCAAAGUGAAUACUGAAUUACACAAGCAGCUUAUUUUGAAAUGUCCACUUCGUGAAAUUUUGAGGACAAAGCUGAGUUUUGUUUGACUGUGGUGAAGUUCAUUUUUAUUUAGUGAAAUGCCUAGAACAACAAUCAUGUAAAGGUUUUAUAGUGUAAUAAAAGGCUUUAGUUUAAAUGAGGUAAGUACUAACUCUAAAGAUAGUAAGACAAAAAUACAAAAUGUUUUGGUAGUAACAGGAUUUUUUUGUAAACAUCUACAGUAGACAGAAUUUUGUGCAAUAUAUACUAGUCAAUGCAGGAAGGAAUUUUGAUUUUUAAAAAGAUUUAACUUAUAUUUAGAUACUUCUGUUUCUUUUGCCCACCCUAUCUCUAUUCCUCUUGUUAAGGAGAAAUUUUGAGGUAAAAGAGAAUUUAAUUUCACUGAGUUAAUAAAAGUACAUCUCUAAAAUUAUAUUAGAAUUAUUAAAAUUCGAUAUAUUAAUGUAAAAAUCUAUAAAGAGCCAUAUCAAAUAUACAUUUGGAUCUUUUACUUGAAGGAUGAGUUUGCCAUGAGUUUGAGAUACUGAUGCUAACAAAUUUGCUUAGUUUCUAACAGAAACACUCAUGAUUAGUUACUAUUGAUUUAAUCUUACAUUAAUCUCAGCAUGCAGGUGUUUCUGUUCUGAAAUUAUAUUUAGUCUUCAUUUUACAGAUUUUAUUUAAGGAGCUGUAGGUUCCAUUUGUCAUCUUCAUUGUUUAAUAACUGUUAACAUAGAUCUUCCUUUUAUAACUGAUAGCUAAAGCAAGUAAUUGUGUGGCUUUGACAUGAAAAGAUUUGACCAAAUGGUAUUCUGAAAACAACAGCAUUGAAUGUAUUUGUCACUUUUAAGCUUCUUUUUGAUAUCUUUGUUUAUGUAGAUGUCUACUUAGAAAUUUGAAACUAUAAUAUGGAAUUGGAUUAUUGGAAAUGGGUUGUAUUGCCUUCAAAAUUGCUUUCGUUUGAGAUUGUAAAUUUUGUAUUUUCAAAUGGAUAACUGUAAAGUGUUUAGAAAUAGAAAUAAAAACUGUCAGAAUAUCCCCCAGAUUUUUAUGUCUGUAUGGUGAAAAUGAGAGGUUUAUUAAUAGUAAAGUUCUAACUAUAAAGUAUAAUCAUGCAAAAGAUGGGUGCAUUCGUCCUGGAUAAAGGUGUGUGUUGUAAUUUCACGAACAGGAUUUUCUACAUUAAAAGUAGUAAAAUUCUCCACUGGAGUGAUAAAUGAUAAAAAGUUGCAGUGUAUGUCACAUGAUUUUUGGAAGGGUUGGGUAUUUUUGUUUUGCUCACUGUGACUUUAAAUAAUUUUUCCCUCUUUAUGACUUAUCUCUCCCAGCAUAACAAAAAAUAUAGAUUUAUUUUUUAGUAAUCCGUUUUUUCAUAUUCCUUAUCUCUUUAAUACUGUGAUACUAGUUUUUAAAAGUGCAUUGCAAAUAAUAAAAUAAAACAUUAAAGCUGCCUUUCUAGAUUUUUUUAAUGAAAUAAUUCCACCAAAAGGUUCAACAACAAUAAAAUAAGGGUACAAUAACAGGUAACAUUAGAAAUGGUUUAAGUAUCUCUUUGAAAAACAUGGGCAAAUGGAAACUAUUUAAGAGAAAGUCCAGGAUUAUAACAUUGUUUUUUCCUUCUGCAGUUAUAAAAAUUUAGGUUUUUUACUGCUAGGCAAUGUGAAUGUAUAUUUGUACUGAUGCUCUUAGGAUUCUUAGAGCCUAGUGGAGAGGAAAGGACAUAAAGGAUAAAAUUUAUAGUUUGAUAGAAUAUUAAUUACUCAAUUGUAGAGCAAAAAUAUUUCUUAAUUUUAUGGCAAAAUGUCACUAAAUAUUGUGCUCUUUUACCUCUUACUACAUCAUCUUAUUAUUGAAAUACUCUCUUGGGAUUUAUAUUUUAAAUACGUGAUGUUUUAGUGAUCACUUAUCCAAGUUAAUUGAUUGUCUCUUUUGUGAAUCUCUACUUGAAGCUUGCACAAUUAUGUAUUCCAAAAAUUUUAGUUUAUCAAAUUUAUUGGGGGUUUUUUUCUUCAUGUGAGUUUUCAAUGAAAUUUAUCACUGUAGAUUCCUAUUUAGCUUGUUUUUGGUUAUUUUAUAUAUUACAUUAGAUAUUUAAAUAUAGGAGGAUUAGAGUGAAAGUAAAGUAAAUGUUUUAAAUUUGUAUUACGUCUGAAGAUUUGUACGUGGAUGUUAUAUUUAUUUAAAUGUGCAUACUGAGCUAUAUAUUUACAAAUUUUGUAACAUGGAGGACCUUUUGAUUGAUAACAUUUGCAGAAGUUCCUGUAUGCUGUCAAAUACAACUAAUUUGUAAAAUAACUUACUGCAUUUUAUAUUCAAUUCGAAUUUAAUUGUUAAUGCAUUCUAUAGAAUUUAUGUGUUUGAAUGAAAAAUAUUUACAUUAAAAUCAUUCAAGCAUUUUUAAAAUUUAUUUUUGUAGUGUGCAUACAUUAGAAAAUGACUUAUGUUUCCACCAUCACAGAAACAGUAGCUGCUGUAUUUUCACUUCUGUUUCAGUCAUUAAAUUUAUAAGGCAAUAAGGUCCAAGAAGAAUGAAAUCAGAAUGUCUGAAGUUUUAAUCAUCACAUAAAUUGGGAGCAUUUCUCCACCACAAAGGCAGCUACUGUUUCAGUUAAUUCUUUGUGUUAGAAUACGUAACAGUGAAAUAGAUGCACGACUUGUGUAUGUAUAGUUAAGCCAGCGUUUUUCUGUGUAUUAUGGGGAAUAGCAAAAUCUACAUCACAAAUUUUGACACAUUACAGCUGAAGGAAGAGGAACACCUUCCAAGACAAAACAGUCUUCAUGAGGGAAACAUGACGCUUGUCCAGCAGUUUGCUUCUUGUGAUUGAACUGAGCCUGUAAGGAUUCAUGGAUAAAAUGAACAGGAAUAGAUCUGAAUAAAGCAAAUCUGCAUAAAUGGUAACCAGUAGCUCUCCUUUUAUUUUUUAUGUUGCUUAACUGUUUUUAUUUGAGGAAAACCUGUGUGAUUUAAAAAGUUAUAGCUUUUGCAACUUUAUUACUGGUUAUAUACUUUUUGGCCAUUAUAAUGUGCAAGCAACUGAAAAAAUGUCAAGUAAAUGCUUGUUUUUAUAGUAGUUUGUUCUUGUUAAAAAUGUUCAUAUGAUAAUGUCUGUAAACAGCACCACUUUGAUUACAAUAGAUGUAGUGUUGUAAUAAACUGUUUAAUGGGGCUGAUGUGUAAAGCUGUUCAAGUUAUUUGAUGUUUACACCUCAGGGAAAGUCUUGUGUUUAGCAAUAUCUAAAGAUAAUGUUACUAUGACAUUUAUACUGUCCUUUAAAAAAGCGUUGCAAUAGCAUUUUUGGAUAUGCAUUAAUCUAAUCUUGCGGUCAGUGAAUUAAACAUACUAAUUAAGUGUCUGUUGCCCUUGGUUUUGAUAUUAGGAUAGGUGAUUACAUGGAUAUUUAAUAUUUCUAUAUUCUGCUUUUCUAGCUGUUUUUACCUAGUUAGCUUGUGAUUUUGCUGAAUGGUAUGUAAACCUGUAAAAAGUGACAUUUCACAACAAUUCAGGCAAUGUGUUAGGGGUCAAAACAAUUCUGUGGUUUUAACAUUUUAGUAAAAACCCAUACGUUAUUUGCUACAGUAAUGCAGCUUAAUCACAACACAGAUGUACUGAAAUGCUUAAUUGUAAACUGCUGGCAUUGAAGAAAUAUUUUGACACUUCCGACUUGAUGCGGCAGUUAUUUGUGGUUUUAUAUUGAUAGUGCUUAUGGUUAAUUUUUGAAGCCAUGGGCAGUGUAAAUACAGUCAUUCAGCAGAUUUGAGUAAAGAGAGCCUUAGUUUUAUUUUCCGGUUACUAUAUAGAUUUCUGAUGGGUGUGAUGUUUAUUAACGUCAGGUUGUAUUCUCCCGUGUGUGUAUUGGGAGGUUAUAGGUAUACUCUAUCUCCAUCGUUUAAGGAAUUCUGUGUAUUUUUAUGCAAACUAUUGAUUCAUGGUAGAGUUAAUCAAAGAUCUUUCCCCCAAACCUGCCUUGCAUAUAGGCCCCCAGUAUAAGCACUUGCCUAGCAUAUGUUCUUAAUUGCAAAAUUAGCAUAGGCAGUGUCACCUUGAUUAGACAUUUUAUAGGAAGGUUAUUUUGAAUCACUACAGAAAUUUGAACUAACAUCCUUAAGCAGGUUAUAAUUUGCUUUUAAUGUUUUUAAGAUCUGAUUAUCUUUGAGAGGUCUUCUGAUAAUACACAUUGGUUUUAAAAAGUAUCGCCAAAUUUUAGGACAAUGCUUGAAGUAUUUUUAGGUAUCCUAGAUAUUAUGUCAUGUGCAACUGUAAAAGCCUUCCAGAAAUUUGCACUGCAGUUCCUCACUUUCAUCUUGUGUGCUGUCACAGUAGUUCUUACAAAAUUAGCUGUUUCAAAUUAUUCAUAUUAUUAGUUUUAUUUUACAACAUUUCGUGAGAGUAUUUAUGCAUGGGAUCAUUGGUGUUUAUCAGAACUGUUUGCUUUCAAAAUUUUUAAAUGUUUUAUCUUGUUGAAAUGCAUUUGCCCUUUUAACAUUAUUUGAGGGUUGUAUCAAAAUUGAUUUUCUUGUUUUGUGUAUAGGUGUUCUAGUUUUUAUCAUUUUCUAGUUUUUGAUAUUUUAAUUACAAUGCCCAAUGCAAAGUAUGGACAUAAAUAUAUUGCAAAGGAAAUUAGUUAAUAGUAAGCUUAAAAGGUAAGUAAAUAUUCAGAGAAUAAAAAUUUCUCUGAAUGAUGUUAAAAUGGAAUCAUAAAAAUCCAACUGUGUUUGAACUUGAAGUGAAACUGGAAAUUUUAUGCUAAUUAAAUCCUUCAUUUACUUUCUCAAUUUUUAUCAGUGGAACCCUUUAAUUGCUCAUUCUAUGUCACUCUCUUCUCCCUACAUGGCUGAUCUCAUUACGUGACUUGUUACAGACAGUGUGAGUGUGCUAGAAUUGCUUGCUGCUAGUCCAAUAUUUUUAAGUGUUGUCAGAAGGAAAUAACUUCUUGGUUUGACCAGUUAAAUUUUACAGUCGUGUUCUACCUGAUAACACAUGAAUGUAUAGCUAUAAAGGUGAAAAUUGCAAUCCUUGUUUUAUUUAUAUCCCUUCUGUUGUCUAUGGGCUGAUAUGAUUUGAAAAAUACUUCUUUUUUUAAUGUAUUAAAAACAACCCAAAGAGAUAAGUCUUUAUUUACAUAGACACCAAAAAAAAAAAGAGAGAGAGAGAGAGUGAGCAAGUCCUGGAGACCUUUCGUUUUUUUCGUAGUAGUAAUUAUAGUGGAUAUGAAAACAAAUGUGAGUUUAAUUUUAAGCCAUAGCAUUUAUUGGUGCUAUGCAGUCACAUUCCUUUCAGUCAAUAAAGUUAUGUGUGAGUGAUAACAGCACCUGAAUGGUAUUGCUUCUUGAAGCAACACUUUGAAUUGAAACGCGCUGCCUUUAGUUUAGUUAGAGGACAUAUAUUGUGGAAAGAAUAUUCCAGUGUAAAUUUGGAAGUGUUUAUUUUGUCAGUUUUCAUAAGCAAGAUUUGGACUAAGUUGCAGUGGCUGGUGAUCAUAGUUUAGUUCAUUUAGUGUCCCGUUUACCUAGCAUAUUCUUAAGCAGUUAACUACAAUUUGGAGUUCAAGUAACUUAUGGAUUGUAGUUUAGGGUAUUAUUUUCAUUUAAUUCUCCUGUGGAGAACAUUGUUUUUUUUUACUAGUUUUUUAAGGUCAGUUCUUAAACACAGAGGUUUUAAUGAAUGUUGCAUAACAUUUUAUAAUGAAGGGAAAAUUGUUGGAAGGGUAAAGACUUUCCCUUACAUAUUUAAAUGUGCCAAUAACUAAAUACAUACUGUUUUAUACAAUGAGAUGCUACUAUAAGACUUUCUGUUGGAGUGCUCUCGACAUUUUGAUUUUUAUUAUCUGAAUGAUCAUUGCAUUUUCUGUGUCUUAUAAGAUGGGUCCAACUUUGUGUUUUAAGAUUCAGCUUGUUAUUUUAAGAGAAAGUUUAUGUUUGAUUCUUUACCGAGAAUACAGUAUUGAGAUUCUUGGCGUUUUACAGAUACCUGCCUUUUAAAUUUUAAUCCAUUAAGUUCAUUUGCAUCCCAUAGCCGUUUGUAAAUGUUUCCCACAGUUGUAUGUACUUAAAUGCACGUUUAUCCAUUGUACAUAUAUGACAUUUUUGUGCUAAAAUACAUUAAGUGGGAUUUUUGUAGCAAAGCAUUCUAUUUUUCUGUUCUUAAAGUGUGUGUGUGUGUUUGUUGUUUUUUUACAUUAAUCUUCAGUUUAAACACUGGUGUAUUUUUUUUUAGCGACUUGACUCUUAGAAGCCUUAGACUAAUUUUUUAAUAAAUAUUCAACCAAAAAUUAUAAAUUUAUUAAGAUGUGGCCUUACAUAUAGCAUUCCUUGUGUUAGUUAUGUGAGAUUUUUGAUUUAGAAAAAUCAGAGGAUUCAUGAUUAAAGUUUCAUUAAGUCGAAAUAGAAAAUGUGCUAAAAUGUCUAGGCUUCUGGGAGGAAGUUCUUAUACUCUUCUUUCUUGGCAUUAGAAAGAAGCAAUAUGAAUUUGAAUAUUCAAAAUAUUCAGGCAAUUGUAUGCUGUUCAGAUUAAUUUAGAUUUGUCUUAACCAAUGUUUCUUUAAAAUUUCAGGUGGUUGGCAUUUGCUGAGUGUGCAGCUACUAUGGUUUUUGUAUGGGAUGUAUAAACAUUUGGUUAGUACAGACAGGUUUUAAUGUUUUAAAGACUUCCUGCUAUAUUAACAUUGUAAUGGGAGUCUUUUAAAAUAUUAGGUAGAAUUUAUUUGAAGUCACACAAAUUUUAAAUUGGGUGUCUGCAGAUAGUAAAUACUACAGAGUGUUUUCCAUUCCAUAUGAGAGUAUCCUAAAACUCUGCCAUGGGUAUAAAUGUUUUACAUUAAUUUCAUACUUAGACCCUGCAUUCAGGAAAAAAAAACACACAAAAAAACACAUUUCAUUUUGAAGUUGUUUCUCUCUCUCGUUGCAUUGUUACUGCGUAACAUUUCUCAGCAUUUUGUAACUUAUUUUAAAAUACAGUGGUGAAUUCAUGUUUAUUUUUUUUUUAUGUUGAAAAUUGAAGUACUCAGGUGGUAUUUAAUGGGAAAGGAUCCUUUGCGGUAAAUCAUAGUGUAUUCUAAGGAAUGCAUCUAUAACAUUGAUGACUUUAGCCUUAAAAAAGGUCUUAUUAUUCCUUCUUCCUCUUCAUCCCAUGGUAUAUUAGCAAAGUAGUUUACAGUCUUGUACAGCCUUACAAAGUUGUUUUACAAUUUUUGAUGGAAAGCCCUUAACAAAAAAAUUGUAUCAUAUUCCAGUAUCCAUGAAUUACUGAAUCACGGUUUGUAAACGAUUUGUCUAAUACCAGAAGGCCAAAGAAAGUCUUGAAAUUUUAGCUAUGGUGACUUCACACAGUAAGAUUCUGUGCAAAAGGUAAGGUGAUCAAAUGACAUAUUUUUGGUGUCCAUGAUAACUAGAUUUCCACAUUUGCUUCUAUUAGAAAGCUCAUUCCAUUUUAUUAAAAUGUUUGUAAUUGCAA
Miniopterus natalensis is the source of this 13177-nucleotide messenger RNA. Lineage: Eukaryota; Metazoa; Chordata; Mammalia; Chiroptera; Miniopteridae. The record is from RefSeq and is a predicted model, not a curated record.